UUGGGUUGAACAGUCAUUUCUAAUAAAUUACACCGUCUACGCCAAGAGUUUUUGCCGUAGCUUCCAGGUCGCCUGCUAGGAUUUGAUCGCUGAGUCUUUCGCUAUCAAUAAUUUUCUGCCUGCAUUUGAUGACCAUAAAAUACAAGUUAUAUGAGAAUAAGAACAUCCCAUCUACCACAUCCACACCUUAAAUUAAAAAAAAAAAUGUAUAUAGACAUAAUUGAUGCUUUAUAUCUAACUUAAAACUGAUUUCACGCCUAAACAGCUUUAUCAUUUCCCUCUCGCGUUCGGUAGAAAGAUGUUUCCAAAUUCAGAAGAACAUAAAUGCAGAAAAAUGUAGCGUUGGCACUGUGAGUUCGAUUCGCCACUCUACGGAUCAAUUGUACAUCCGCCAUUCUCUUUGGCUUCAUUUUAUAUGGGCAUUAAAACAUUUGGGCACAGAAUGGCGCAGCGUUUAACAUUAUAUCGUUAUGUUUCUACUCGAGCGGAAGGAAGCCUGUCAUUUGAUUCAGCUCACGAACUUUUUGCUGAAUUCCCUGCAUUUCUGCGACGAAAUUGUUAAAAUUCCUGCUCUUCUUCAGAAAUACGGAACGAAAUGCGAUUGAAUUACAGCAUGCCCAAACCCUAACAAAACCUAAUAAAUCCUUAAAUAUAAGAUGUGCAGUUCAGAGAUGGAAACUGAGCUGGAAAAAGAAGUUGCGGCAUUUUCCUUGCCCGAUAUGACGGAGCCGGGGCACAUGUCGUCCUUUUCUAGCCAGUUGGAAUCCUCAGGUGUCCCAUUUCCGGCAUCUCUUCAGCAGCAUUUUUCCUAUUCUGAUUUGCAGUUGGUGGUGGGCAACAAAAUGCAGCAGGCGAGGGUUUUGGAUAACGGGCAUUCCGGUGACGGUGACGGUGACGGAGAAGACGAGAAGAAACGAGACAGAGAAUUCCAGCAGCUGCACAAGAAGAGGUCGAAGAACUGGUCUAGGGUUGAGACUUUGAAGCUCAUAAAGAUAAGGACAGACAUGGACUCCAGGUUUGCUAGGAGUGGCAGGAAGAGUGAGCUUUGGGAUGAGAUUGCAGAGACCUUGCAGAAGGGGCAGUUUUUCAGAGAUGCACAGCAAUGCAGAGAUAAGUGGGAGAAGCUCAUGGCCAGUUAUAAGGAUGUUAGGGAUGGCCUCAAAAGCAGGGAAGAUAACCCUUACUAUGAUGAGCUUUAUCCCCUGCUCUCUGGCAAAUUGAUGGCGAAGGAGAAAGAUGAGGAUAACAAGGAUUUGAUGUGGCAAAAGGAGUUUGAUCACAGGGAGCAGGUGAAUGUCAGGAUCUGGAAUGAAGAAACCGAAGGGAAGCUGCCAACAUUUAAUGAUAGGUUGGAUGAUGAGGAGGAUGAAGCACAGGAGAUGACCUGCGCACGGAAAAGGAAGCGGUAUCCCAGAUAUGUUUCUGGGGCUGAUGUUGGUGUGGUGAAGGCCCUGCUGGAGACUCUCUUUUCUCAGCAGCAGACCUUCUUCAAGGAGCUUCUAGAGUCAAUUGAGAGGAGUGAGCAAGCUAGAGAGCAGGUUAGGCAGGAGAGGGAGGAGAAGUGGAGGGCAGAGGAGAGGGAACAUCGAAACAUUUUGGAUAAUGCGAUGAUUGUUCUGAUUCAGAAACUGCUUGAUGAUAAAGGACUGCCUUUGUCAUCAUCUGCCAGUUGUGGCAUUCCUUCAGCCCUGGAGAGACAGUGCCAGGGCCCAAAAAAACGUUCCAAGAAUUGGAAAAGGGGAGAGGUGUUGCACCUGAUUAAAUUGAGAGGGGAAAUGGAGAGCAGGUUUGCUGUUUCUAUGAAAAGGGCAAUGCUUUGGGAAGAGUUGGCAGAGGCACUUGAUUCGCAAGGAAUAAAGCGUGAUGGAAAACAAUGCAGGGAGAAAUGGGAUAAAUUAAUGGCUGCCUACAAGGAUGUCAUAGAUGGGAAAAAGGAGAAAGGAGAUCUUCCUUAUUUUUCUGAGCUGAGAAGUAUUGUUGGAGGUAAGGUAGAUGAUGGUACAGAGUCUGAUGAAUUUAAAGACAAGAUGGCCUGCAUUCAUAUUAUUCCUGAAGCAGCAUCUGAAAGGUCAAGAAUUUCUGGUUGAUUUGUAUCUCAGCUGGUGUUUGAGUUAGGUGUUCAGAUUCCAGUUUUUAGAACUAACUUCUACUAGAGAAUUUUUCAACUUGCAAAGUUGGAUAAAUUUUUGAUUAAAUGGUCAAGCUCUUAAAGUUGCUAUCUAGAGAAACUUUCAAGUUUCAGCAUUUACCUUAACAUAACAGUGACAAUUAUAUGGCUGAGAUUUAUUUUAACCUUCCUCACAUGUUCAGAGCAAUAUAUUGGAUCAACCUUAGCAUUUGUGUCA
Cryptomeria japonica (Japanese cedar) is the source of this 2345-nucleotide messenger RNA. Its product is annotated as trihelix transcription factor GT-2. The record is from RefSeq and is a predicted model, not a curated record. The transcript is spliced from 2 exons. Lineage: Eukaryota; Viridiplantae; Streptophyta; Pinopsida; Cupressales; Cupressaceae. The coding region runs from base 657 to 2087 and encodes 476 amino acids.